CGGGAAGCGCGGCCGCUGCGCGCCGGGAUUGAGGGGAGCGGGCGGCUCUGAGACGGCGGGAGGAUGCCCCUGUUCCGGAAGGUGCUGCGCGUCUCCAAUCGCUCCAUGCUCGCGUUCAUCUUCUUCUUCUCCUUCUCCUCCUCCUGCCUCUACUUCAUCUACGUGGCCCCUGGCAUAGCAAAUACGUAUCUCUUCAUGGUGCAAGCUCGUGGUAUAAUGCUGAGGGAAAAUGUAAAAACAAUAGGACACAUGAUCAGAUUGUAUACGAACAAAAAUACAACACUGAAUGGAACAGAUUAUCCUGAAGGAAACAAUUCUAGUGACUGUGUUGCUCAAACAACAAUGUAUCUUCCAGAAAACUUCACUUACUCUCCUUACCAGGCUUGUCCAGAGAAACUGCCUUACAUGAGAGGCCUUAUUGAUGUAAAUAUGAGUGAAAUUAGUUUUGAUGAAAUUCAGCAACUAUUUUCAAAAGACUUAGACAUCAAGCCAGGAGGACACUGGAAGCCCAAAGACUGUAAGCCACGAUGGAAGGUGGCGAUCAUCAUUCCUUUCCGUAAUCGUCACGAGCAUCUUCCCAUUUUCUUCCGGCACCUGAUACCGAUGUUGCAGAAGCAGCGGCUGGAAUUCGCCUUCUAUGUUGUUGAACAGACAGGUACACAACCUUUUAAUCGUGCAAUGCUCUUUAAUGUUGGCUUCAAGGAGGCUAUGAAGGAUGUUGUCUGGGACUGCAUAAUAUUUCAUGAUGUGGAUCACUUACCUGAAAAUGACCGCAAUUAUUAUGGAUGUGGAGAAAUGCCACGUCAUUUUGCAGCAAAGCUGGAUAAAUACAUGUACAUACUUCCGUACAAUGAGUUCUUUGGUGGUGUAAGUGGCCUGACAGUGGAACAAUUCAAGAAGAUUAAUGGAUUUCCAAAUGCCUUCUGGGGGUGGGGUGGAGAAGAUGAUGAUCUUUGGAACAGGGUUCACUAUGCUGGAUACAAUGUAACAAGACCAGAGGGAGAUUUAGGGAAAUACAAAUCCAUUCCUCAUCAUCACAGAGGUGAAGUCCAGUUUUUAGGAAGAUAUAAACUUCUGAGGUAUUCCAGAGAACGUCAGUAUAUUGAUGGGUUGAACAAUUUAGUAUACACUCCUAAAAUACUUGUCAGUAGAUUGUAUAAAAAUGUAACUGUUAAUCUUAUGCCAGAACUUGCUCCUAUUAGAGACUAUUGAUGGAAAUGGUGUGGCAAGCUAUCCUAGUGGAGUAAACUUUUAAUGCACUGGAAGGUAUUAAUAGACACUGAAGACACUGUAAAACAAAAAACACAACAUCUUAGAAUUAGGGGGUUUUGUCCUUUUGAUGAUGCAUAUUUGGGAUGAGAAGUAAAGUGAUUGUAUUCGCCAUACAUUCUGUUCAGAAAGAAAAGCCAGCAGCUACCACUCAGAUGUUUACAGCAUGAGACUACUGUUCAAGCCUUCGUUCUCUGUAUUCUCUAUCUUAACCACUCAGCUAAAUAAACUGCAGAAAACAGACUUGCUAGCUUCACUGGAAGUAGAGACAUUCUUCUUCCAGGACUUCUUUUAUACUAAAUUGCUCCCACUCUGCCCUCCUGUAUUUAAAUGAAUGCUUUUGUUCCUUUUUAAAAUGUGUUUUGUAAAUAUGUGAUGUAAAUUAAUGUGUGUACAUUGCUUUUAAAUUGCUCAAUAUUUUAUGCUCCAGUAUGUAUUUGAGUGUGUUCUUGUUUGAAUUCUAUAGGAAUGUUUUUAUUAGCAUGAAACAACAAGUGUGAAAUGUAAGUAUCCUUAAAAAAGGUUAUACCUUAUGUGAAAUGAAGGAAAUAUUAAUUGUUGGCCAGCUAUGACUGUAAACUGUUAUACUAGUUUUGAGCUCUAGGCCUCCUGCAUAUCUAUAUAGAAGAAUCAAUUUCAUAUAUGAACUUUCUCAAAAGAAAGCUAUUAAUUUUAUUUAUUGCCAGCAAAAUUAUACCCUGCCUGCCAUCUAAAUCAUAUUUAUAUGCCUAUUGCAUGCGUAUUAUGGAAAAUCUUGCAGUUGUUACAUUCUAUGAUCUACAGGAACUCUUAAAUGUUUCCACGUGUGCCACUAGUGUCAAUGUCAGGGAUUUUAAUGCUAAAACAAUGUGUCUGGGUGCAUACAGUCUUUUGGUAUUGUCUUUUUUUUUUUUAAUACUAUUGAAAAGCACUUUUAUUCCUCCAAAAUCAGAAGAGCCAAAAAUGUGUCUUCAUUGGAAGAAUAUUAAAGUUAGAUUUUAAAGAAAAUAAGAAAACAUAGUUCUAAUGCUUGCAGUGUGGGAUUUUCAGGAACAUGGUGUGGGUCAAACUGUUCCCCUUAUAACUGCAUAAGUGCAACUGAAAUUAAGCUAAGUGCUUUUUAAAUUUCCACCUAUAAUAUAUUAAUCAAUAUAGCUAUUGAAGGGCCUAUUCUAGUACAGUGCUGAAUGCUUUUAUGAUGCACUGAGUGUCCUCAAGUCUAUGACUUCAGAUGAGAUUGAGGUUGCACAGUUCCACUAAGAAUUGGUCCUGUCUGUUUCUCUGUUUUUGUGGUGUAAAAUGUGUGAGUAACUAGCCUCUCUCCUUGGCUUAGAAUGAAAAACAUUACAAACAAACAGAUAAUAGGAAAAUAAUGUUAAGCUACUUAUAAGUAACUCAAUGCUAAGAAUUUUUUCCUAACUUUUUUUUUUGAACAUUCUUCUUUUAGCAGUAAGGAAAAGGACUGAAUCAUUUAUUUUCUAUGUUAAUGCAAAUAUAGUCUAAGCUCUCCUGAACUGUUUUGUUUGUCGCAGUUAUUCAAUUCUUUUAGGAACCAAAGGCUGACUUCUGCUCCUGUAAAGAAUGGAAAGCAGUAUAGGAUUGUUUAUCCAUAGAGCGUUCUGUAAGAGUAUAGACAAAAAAUACUAACUCAUUAAUAUGUGUUGGUUUCCUGAAUUGCUGCCACAAAUAGUGUGGUGCUAUGUAUAUUUUGUUUGCCAUAAACACUUUUUAUUUUCCUUGACAUCCCAGCAGUAAAUCUUAGUUAUUCUUAGGUAAAGUUAGGAUUUUACUUAGACAUCCCGAAUGUUUUGUAGAAAUGUAGUGAUUUCAUUGUAGUACAAUUAUAGAACAAUUAUAAGGGAUAAACCUUAUGGGAAUUACCCUGAAAUCUACCAGUUUAUCUAAUAUGCAUUAGCAAUGAUAUGGUCCAAGAUAACGAAAAGUACAAAGUGAACAGAACAUCUUUUCAAAAGUUAGAUCACCUCCUGAAAUAUUUUUAUAACUGAGUGUAUAGGAUAUUCUGAAGCACAUGGAUAAAGGGAGGUAAUUAAUAUAUCAACAUAUUUAUGUAAAAAAACGUGAUCAACAACAUCUUCCAAAUAAAGUUGGUCUUAUUUCGUAACGGACUAAUACAAUUCUUUAAGAACUGUUGAAUAAACCUUAAAUUGUCGUAAUUUUGAAGUGAUUUCUGGUUUUCAGUACAAAGUUCACCUAUGAUUACCAAACAUCUUUGGUAUUGUAGGUCUGUACUGUUUUCUGAACCAUGCUUUUGUGCCCGUUCGAUAGGCAUUCUGUGAAAUGUGCGAUUUUUAACCAUUCAAGUGCAUAUAUAUAUAUGCAUGGUUACAUAUAUACAUAGUAUGUUACACAUUUGCUGUGGCUGAACUAACAUAACUUCACAGCUGUAAGUGAUUAAUCAUGCCUGGUCUUAGGAAAAAUAUAAUUUUAAACCGGGAUGUGAGUGGAUUAUGACAUAUAGCAGAGUUCUUGAAAAGUUUGCAUUUUGGUGCCCCAAAGUGAUGGAUGUUACUUGAUGAAACGUUAACUAACACUCCUCUCUAAAUAACUUCGAUCACUUUGUUGAGAAGUUUUCAAAGGUGCCAUCUUAAAUUACAUCAAAAUAAUGUUUGUAUACCAUCUGCUUGAGCUCAGUACUAUUCUGUACUUAAUUUUAACCUAGACAGUGCCUUCAAACAAAAUAAAUGUGGUGCAGAACUAAGAAUUCUGUACGUUCCUUUUGAUAUUUUUCAUAAUUCUUGUAAAACAUGGGGGGAGGCCAAGCACAUUGCUGAUGAGGCAAAUAAAGAGCAUCUUCUCUUCAAGGAGUUAAUUUGGAGGGGGGGAGAAAGGAAUUAUUUUUACAAGGUUCUGAAGGUCUUGCAGUUGAGAAUAAAGAUUUUACGGAAAUAUUAACGGUUGAAUCUGCUUCAUAUACUCAGAUGCUCUUCAGUGCAUUUUCCACAAUAUAAAACUAAAUAGGAGAAUUUAAAAUAUAAAAUCCAUUUCAAAAUAGAGGCUAUAUUGAAAAAUGUACAAAAUUUCCUUUUUUUUUUUUUUUUUUUUUUUUUUUUUUUUUUCAGAUCUUGCCAGUCUAUUUUUCUAUUACAUUUACUAAUGACUGUGUUGAAGUGGAUUGCUAAUGAGCCAGUUAAUUUAAAAUAUUAUAAGUACCCACUGCUUAUCAGCAAGAGGAAGUGUACUUAAGAUUAUUUUAUUUGUAGAGGUAUCUAAGAUAGGCUUAAUGAAAAAUGCACUGAAACAUAUGCUGGGAAUUUCCUGUGUACUAUCAUCUUGUUUUUUUUUUUUUUUUUCUGUUGUUCAUGAGAAUGUUUGUACUUUUUUAUCAUUGUCUUUUAUGAAAUAUAACAUUCUAAAGAGUG
Messenger RNA from Centrocercus urophasianus (Greater sage-grouse), 4628 nucleotides. RefSeq names its product beta-1,4-galactosyltransferase 6 (gene B4GALT6). Gene Ontology annotation, biological process: carbohydrate metabolic process; glycosphingolipid biosynthetic process. The record is from RefSeq and is a predicted model, not a curated record. Lineage: Eukaryota; Metazoa; Chordata; Aves; Galliformes; Phasianidae. Gene Ontology annotation, molecular function: UDP-galactose:glucosylceramide beta-1,4-galactosyltransferase activity. The coding region runs from base 64 to 1212 and encodes 382 amino acids. The transcript is spliced from 9 exons.